This is a messenger RNA of Coregonus clupeaformis (lake whitefish), 2459 nucleotides long. RefSeq names its product annexin A5-like. The record is from RefSeq and is a predicted model, not a curated record. Gene Ontology annotation, molecular function: calcium-dependent phospholipid binding; calcium ion binding. The transcript has 15 exons. Gene Ontology annotation, cellular component: cytoplasm. NCBI's taxonomy places the organism in Eukaryota, Metazoa, Chordata, Actinopteri, Salmoniformes, Salmonidae. Gene Ontology annotation, biological process: phagocytosis; cytokinetic process. The coding region runs from base 253 to 1764 and encodes 503 amino acids.
CACCUUAUGCAUAUGACUGAGCGAAUUUGUCACUUUUUCCCUAUCUCGAUGAGUCACCUAACAUGUCACUGUCAUGAGUUCAAUAGUGCGCCAGUGUUCCCACUGUGCGGUGUAACAUUGGGUGUUUCUCAAAGGAAAGUAUGAGGAGUCCCACCCACCUUCGUUAAAUACAUACAGGGGCUGAGCUUGAAAAAUAGCCCAGCGCCGCCAGGAAGAGACGUCUAUAUUAUAGCAAACCAAAGACCAUAAACCAUGAGCUAUCCAGGAUACCCCACUCAAGCUGGUGGCUACCCCACUCAAGCUGGUGGCUACCCCCCACAAGCCGGUGGCUAUCCCCCUCAGCCGGGCGCCUACCCACCCCAGGCAGGAGGUUACCCACCCCAGGCAGGAGGUUACCCACCCCAGGCAGGAGGUUACCCACCCCAGGCAGGCGGCUAUCCCCCUCAAGCAGGUGGUUACCCCCCACAGGCUGGUGGUUACCUCCCUCAGCCUGGAGCUGGAGGGUACCCAGCCAUGCCCCCAGCAGGUAGUUGGGCAGGUGGUGCUGGUUUCCCCACCAUAGAUAAUCUGUCCAUCCCUGGAUUCAACGCAGGCAAUCUCCCAGCCAUGCCAGGAGGGCAGAUGCCCCAGCCUCAAGGCCCAGGCAUGGGCUACCCACAGGCACCCUCACCCAACCCCUCCAUGCCUGGUUACGGAGGAGGACCAGCGCCUAACCAGCCCAUGCCAGGGUACCCUCAAGCCCCAUCACCCAACCCGUCCAUGCCAGGAUAUGGAGGUGGAGCCAUGCCCGUCUCUCCUGCCAUUAAUAGAGGAUUCCGGGGAACCAUCAAGGAUUAUCCAGGAGCAGACCCACUGAGAGAUGUGGAGGUUCUGAGGAAAGCCAUGAAGGGCUUUGGUACUGAUGAACAGGCCAUCAUAGACCUGCUAGGGAGUCGCUCCAACAUACAGCGUGUUCCCCUGCUCAUGGCCUUCAAAACCUCCUACGGAAAGGAUCUGGUUAAGGAUCUGAAGUCAGAGCUGUCAGGGAACUUUGAGAAGCUGGUUCUGGCCAUGUUGAAGACCCCAGCCCAGCUUGAUGCAUACGAACUCAAAGAGGCCAUUAAGGGUGCAGGGACAGAUGAGGCUUGUCUGAUAGAGAUCCUGUCCUCUCGCUCCAACGCAGAGAUCAGAGAGAUCAACAUGGUCUUCAAGACAGAGAAUAAGAAGUCACUGGAAGAUGCCAUCAGUGGGGACACCUCAGGACACUUCCGUAGACUCCUCAUCUCUUUGGCCCAGGGUAAUCGAGAUGAAAGAGAGACUGUGGACAUUUCUGUAGCCAAACAAGAUGCCCAGGCCCUGUAUGCUGCUGGGGAGAACAAGGUGGGAACAGAUGAGUCCAAGUUCAAUGCCAUCCUGUGUGCCAGGAGCAAACCCCACCUCAGAGCAGUGUUCCAUGAGUACCAGCAGAUGUGUGGCAGAGACCUAGAGAAGAGCAUCGACAGAGAAAUGUCUGGAGACCUGGAGAGUGGAAUGGUGGCUGUGGUCAAGUGUAUUAAGAACACACCCGCCUACUUCGCUGAGAGACUUUACAAGGCCAUGAAGGGGGCCGGGACCAAGGACAAAACCCUGAUUCGGAUCAUGGUGACCCGUUCUGAGGUGGACAUGCUGGAUAUCCGUCAGGAAUACGUCAAGACAUACGGCAAGUCGCUCUACACAGACAUCUCUGGAGACACCUCAGGGGACUAUAAGAAACUGCUGUUAAAGCUGUGUGGAGGGAGCGACUAGAGGACCCAUGUCAGCUCUCUUUACAGGAUCUCCCUCACGCCAUCUAUCUAUCUAUUAAGCUAAUCUAUGCAUGCACCACAAUCAGCAAUAAUGCAUGCCAGGCUAUCCAUUUUCUUCAAAGCAACUUUUAUCACAUGUUAUGAUAUGAGAACCUAUCAUAAAAGCUGCUCCUUUUCUAUAUUUUUUAUGAGCAAGAAAGUAUAUAUUUUUCCAUAAGUGUAACAUCUGUGCUGGAUAUUAUAACUUAGUCUGGCUAAAAAUGCCCUUAAAUGUGCAACUUUGAUUAGAUUAGAAUUGGAAUUUAAAUCUAUAUGUAUUUUAUAAAACGUUUUUAUUUAACAAACCUGUGCCAAUAUUAUACAUAUCUAAUUGUACAAGUUAACUCAGUAGUAAUUGGUUUAGUUGAGCAAUGUUAAAUAAAUUACUCUGAAGUCUCUGAAGUCAGAAUACUUAGCAGCUAAAAUACCAAAGUGUUCCGUUUUAUAUUUGUGUUUAUAUGGUGUGUGUGUGUACACUAUCAUUGUUUGUUUUUUUACUCUUUUUUUUCACUACACUCACUCAUGUUGUCUGCUUUUUGCUACAAUCUCUUUGAGCAUAUCUGUCAAUCUAACUUUUAACUUAAAUCUCAUUGCAUCACAUUUCAGUAACGGUGCUCUGAUGAAUAUUACAUCUGAAAAUAAAUUUUGAGAAACACG